GACUCUAAUUUUAUACAUACUACUAUCACAAGGUUGGCGCCCUUUUUAUUUCUUUCUCUCUCUCUUUCUUCUUUGUUUGGACAAAGAAACUCUUUACCUUUUUGUUUAAUCAAAAACACACAAUGGCGUUCUUUCGCACAGUGUUUCUCUUGCUCGUGCUAGCGAAUGCCGCGUUUCUCGGUUACGACCAUUACAAAGGUGGCGACAUUGCCGUGAGUUUGGUAGACCAAGCCAAACACCUCAAUGUCCCUACCGUACAGUUGCACUUACAAAACGCCUGGACCGAGAUUAAGUCCACGACACCCGAAAAAAUUGCUGGCCACGUGAAUUCUGCUUUUGACCAGUUGAAGGAUUUCAACUCGCCUACUGACGUUGUCGACUACUUGCGUGCCAAAGCUUCUGGUGUUGUCUCUGGUGGAAGCAGCCAAGGGGCCAUCCAAAUGGAGGGCAACGUGUUUGUUUUGACGACUGGCAAUUUCAACAAGGUCAUUGAUGGACAACGCCCUGCACUCAUUGAGUUUUAUGCACCCUGGUGCGGCCAUUGCAAAAAGUUGGCUCCGAUCUAUGAAGAAUUGGGUGACGCGUUCGCGAGUGCUCAGGAUCAAGUGGUGAUUGCCAAGGUCGAUGCGGAUGAACACCGUGACUUGGGUGGCAAGUUUGGUGUUCAGGGGUUCCCUACGUUGAAAUGGUUCCCCAAGGGCGUGACAACGAGCGAGGGUGUCGAGGAUUAUCGUGGCGGCCGUGACUUGGACUCGUUGACCAAGUUUGUGCAGGAAAAGUCGGGCGUACGUCCUCGUAUCAAGUCGACAAAGUCGGAUGUUGUCGUAUUGGACACCAAGAACUUUGAUACAAUCGUCAAGGAUCCCAAGCAGAAUGUCUUGGUCGAGUUCUACGCUCCCUGGUGUGGUCACUGCAAGAACUUGGCUCCUAUUUAUGAAAAGGUUGCCAAUGCAUUUGCUAAUGAACCUAACUGCAAGGUCGCCAAGAUUGAUGCCGAUAGUGAACGUGAGAUUGGCACUCAAUAUGAUGUUUCUGGGUUCCCCACGAUCAAGUUCUUCCCUGCUGGCGAUGAUAAGGAACCUGUCUUGUACGAAAGCGCUCGCUCCGAGGCUGGCUUUAUUGAGUUCCUGAACAAAAAGUGCGGCACUCAUCGUGUUGUUGGCGGUGGUCUUGAUGCUACGGCUGGUCGUGUUUCUGACUUGGACAAGCUGGCAAUCAAAUUUGCAUCGACGUCUGACAAGGGUGAACGCGAAAAGGUCAAGGCUGAGGCAGAGUCAAUUGCAAAGGAACUGGGAACGCGUAAUGCAAAGUUCUAUCACGUCUUCAUGAAGAAGAUCUUGGAGAGCGGCGAUUCUUUUGUAAAGACCGAAUCCGCACGUGUUGAUCGUAUCAUCAAAUCCAACACUGUUGCAAUGAACAAGGUCGACGACUUCACCAUCCGUCGUAACAUUCUUGCUGCUUUCGACAAGAAAGCCAAGCCUGUUACCAAGGAUGAACUGUAAAUAAACACACCCUCUCUCUUUAAAACCCACUUUUCUAUAACUCUUCUUUCCGUUUUCAACACAACUCCACACGUGUAUACACACACACACACACACACACACAACAACAACCCAACCCGUACCAAAAAGAAACCUAUCCGCGAACAUAACAUAUCACCAUC
Molecule: messenger RNA, 1663 nt
Organism: Zychaea mexicana
Lineage: Eukaryota; Fungi; Mucoromycota; Mucoromycetes; Mucorales; Lichtheimiaceae
Product: thioredoxin-like protein
Exons: 4
Coding region: 123-1502 (459 amino acids)
Biological process (GO): protein folding
Cellular component (GO): endoplasmic reticulum
Molecular function (GO): protein disulfide isomerase activity
Source: RefSeq, a predicted model, not a curated record